Strigops habroptila (Kakapo) is the source of this 2242-nucleotide messenger RNA. RefSeq names its product ST6 N-acetylgalactosaminide alpha-2,6-sialyltransferase 6 (gene ST6GALNAC6). The transcript has 7 exons. Gene Ontology annotation, biological process: ganglioside biosynthetic process; oligosaccharide metabolic process. Gene Ontology annotation, molecular function: alpha-N-acetylgalactosaminide alpha-2,6-sialyltransferase activity. The coding region runs from base 397 to 1287 and encodes 296 amino acids. Lineage: Eukaryota; Metazoa; Chordata; Aves; Psittaciformes; Psittacidae. The record is from RefSeq and is a predicted model, not a curated record.
CCGGGCGGGCGGCGCUAGGACCCUGCGUUGGUCCCCGGUUCCGGGCCAGGCGGCAGCAGCGGCGGCAUCACCGGUAUCGGCAUCACCGGUAUCGGCACCGGUAGAGCAGCAGCAUCGCGGCGCACUGCGGAGCGGAGCGGUCGGUGGAUACGGCGCGUCCCCUCCGGGCCCGUUUAGCCGGUGCAGCGGCGGAACGGCUCCGAGCCGCGAUGUGACCCCGGGGCCGCUGUGGAACCGGACCCCCCCCCCCCCCCGCAACAUCCCGCAUCCCCUGCGGGGCCCGAGGAGGAGAUGACGCCCCCCCCGCGCCGUGCGCUGCCCGCCGCAGAUGAGACCCCCCGACCAGGUGCUCGCGGGACACCGGCGAUCGCAGUGCACUGAAGCGGGCACAAAGACAUGAGUGGCAGCACGAGCCAGCGCGCCGCCGCCCUGGGGGUCCUCUUUGCCCUGAUCAUGUUGCUGAUCAUCUACAGCUCCGGCAAUGGGAGCGAGGUGUUCCCCUACAGCCGCCUGCGGGGCAGAGCCCGCCGGCCCCCCGACCUCAAGAAGUGGGGGGUGAAAAGCGGGUACCUGCCCGUCUGCGGGAACAAGACCCUCACUGCCCGCUGCCACCAGUGCGUCAUCGUCACCAGCUCCAGCCACCUCCUGGGUACCCGCCUGGGCACAGCCAUCGAUGGAGCCGAAUGCACCAUCCGCAUGAACGAUGCUCCCACCACCGGCUACGAGGUUGACGUAGGCAACAAGACCAGCUUCCGCGUGGUGGCCCACUCCAGCCUCUACCGCGUCCUCAAGCGGCCCCAGGAGUUCGUCAACAAGACCCCAGAGACCAUCUUCAUCUUUUGGGGGCCUCCUGCCAAGAUGCAGAAGAGCCUCCUGAAAAUCAUCCAGCGUGUCAGCGCCUCCUUCCCCAACAUGACAGCCUACGUGGUCUCCCCCAGCCGCAUGAAGCAGUUUGAUGACCUGUUUCGGGGGGAGACGGGGAAGGACAGGGAGAAGUCGCGGUCGUGGCUGAGCACGGGCUGGUUCACCAUGGUGAUCGCGGUGGAGCUCUGCGAUGCUGUCCAUGUCUAUGGCAUGGUGCCACCCAACUACUGCGGCCGCCGGCCCCCGCCACGCCGCCUGCCCUACCACUACUAUGAGCCGAAGGGCCCCGAUGAGUGCACGACCUACAUCCACAACGAGCGGAGCCGCAAGGGCAACCACCACCGCUUCAUCACUGAGAAAAGGGUCUUCUCCAGCUGGGCCGGCCUCUACAACAUCACCUUCUCCCACCCCACGUGGCCCUAGGGGAUGCCCCUGGAGCUGGGAUGGAUGGGGGUUCGCCUGCAUUCCGCUGGGAGCAGUUGGAGCCAGGCAUCGGGUGCCUCGUAUGGGACCAUUGCCAUUGUGCACGGUGGCUCCUCGCACUGGGAUGUGUUGGGUUUUGAGCUGGUUUUUGGGGUGAGUGCGGGGUUUGGGGUGUUGCUCCCCCCUCUGUGGAUAUGGGGGUGAGAUCCUGCCCAGUCCUGGUCCCAUUGCAGCCCCUGUGAGUGCACCGGGGGGGCCAGAUCCCUUUGGCUCAGUUUGGGUUUGCGUCACUUUUGGGGCCACCACGAAGACUGUUUCAAGGGGGAUGGGACCCUCUUGAGGCUCAGUCCCCCUCUGCCAUCCCCGUCACCCCAAUCCUGUUCCACCACCAUCCUUCCCUCAGCAGCACCCCGCAGUUUUCAGUGGGACCCUGUGGGACACUGCCACCAUGGGUGCCCCAGCACCCCAAAGCCACCCCUCAGCACUGCUGCACCCCACACUGCCAAAACCUUUUCUAACAGAGCAAUGGGAUUUUGGGGGGGACUUUUGGGGGACUUUUGUUUUGUUCCUCCCCACUUCUGGUCCCAAGGUUUGUAUUUGGGGUUCCUGGCCAAAGGAACAAGCAGGAGCUCGGGGUCCUCAUUGUUUAAUAACUACUUGUGAACUCUUUGGAAGCAGGCACAUAGUGGGGCCUCCGGUGCCCUCAGCACCCUGCGGCCAGAGGAGGGGUUUGUUAUUCAUUUCCCAGCAAUGGAGAAUUGGAUUUGGGGAAAACAGCUCAAUACAGCGUGUCUGGGUGCUGGGCCCUGCUGUGGCUCCGUGCCUCAGUUUCCCCCUGGCUUUGCCCCAUCCCCGCUGGGGCUUUGGAGGACUCAGUGCCAGGGGAAGCCGUGGGGCACCCGUGUUUUGUAAUGGUUUGUACAGGAAUAAAUAUUGCUGCAGUCUGUUGCCUUGG